Danio rerio (zebrafish) is the source of this 3388-nucleotide messenger RNA. The record is from RefSeq and is a predicted model, not a curated record. NCBI's taxonomy places the organism in Eukaryota, Metazoa, Chordata, Actinopteri, Cypriniformes, Danionidae.
CUAAUCUGCUGUGAUUGGUCCGAUGACUCAGUCUGUUGUGAUUGGUCGACUGGGUUCAGCACGAGAUGGAAACAAACGCCCACCACUGUUAUGAAGUAGCGAGAAUGUGAGCACCCAAUACAGAAGUGCAAUUAAGCAAUGCAGUUAAACACCAGCAUAGUCUCUGGUGUUCCUUCAAUAGCGAACGGUUGGCAAGGUGUAGGUUAUUGUAUCAAUCAUCAGAAAAAUGACAGGAACAAACACAGCACUAGGUCGGCUAUACUGUGGUAUUGUUGUGAAAAUUAACUUUAAUUGUUUAUUUGCCACAGCUGAAUCUCCAAUUGUAGGUUAUCGUCAUCUUCGUGUCAUGAUCAGUAUCCUGUCUCGCUAGUGUCUGAAGGGUAAGGCGCGUUCACGUUUUUCCGGAAUCGGUACUACAUAUUUGGUAAUGCACCGUGUCGACGUUGAUGCAUUUAGGCAAAAGAUCUGAACCCAACACGAUCCAUUUAUUCGACUCUGAGUUGACUAUUUGGCUAAAAAAGAAUCAAUAGUUUUACACACAGUACACUUUCAGAUAUAAACGCCAGCUGGAUGUUUACAUUCACUUAGUGCUGUGUUAUUGUUAUUCAUUGCAUGUAAGUUCAUUUUCAAAAACCUAUAAUAGGGGCUCUUUAAAAAAAACCUCAAAUCUAUCUGCAAUAUUAUUAUGUGAAUUUCUGAUGUUUUUAAUCACAUUUUUUUUUGCUCUGUUUGAGUGUGGUAGUCUUACAAUAACUAACAGUAAUAGUAAUAGUGUUUACUUUGAUUGGUUCACCGACAAAUUAAUUUCGUUUUGCCCACAGUACAAUCGUGAAGGUUUGGGAUGACGUGAAUUCAACAAGGUGCUGGAAACAUUUCCUUGAGAUAUUGGUCCAUUUGGUCCACUUGAUGGAGAUUUGUGUGCUGUCUACAUCAGGCCCAGCACCAGAUUUGGAAUGUAAGACGCAGUCAAAGGAAACUGACCAUCGCCACCUCCUCAUGAUGCAUAUGAACAGCUUGCUAAAUCGAUGGAAUGAAAUCUCCAAGAUGUGCGAGGUGGACGAAACUACAGAACCAGUCAGUCCCACACUGCUCAGUGAGUCCACUGACACCUACUGCCAGACCGACUGCUGGCAUCCGCUACGCACGACUGUCCGCAAGCUGGAGUUUUGGGAAGACUUCAGCGCUGAGCUCAUUGGGACCGGCUUCUUCUCCAAGGUCUACAAGGUGAUGCACGGCACUACGAAAAAGGUGAUGGUGGUGAAGAUCUACAAGAACGACGUGGAUCAGAACAGCAUCGUGAGGGAGAUCAGUUUACUUCAGAAACUCUCCCACCCAAACAUAGUGAGGUACCUGGGAAUCUGUGUCAAGGAGAACAAGCUGUACCCAAUUCUCGAGUAUGUUAGCGGAGGCUGUCUGGAGGAGCUGCUGGCCAGAGCUGACGUCAGUCUCUGCUGGAGGGAGAAGAUCGAGCUGGGCUGUGAUAUCAGCAGAGGAAUGGCAUAUCUGCACUACAAGAACAUCUACCAUAGAGAUCUCAACUCGAAGAACUGUCUGAUCCGCAUGUCGUCACGUGGACGAGAGGCUGUGGUGACUGAUUUCGGCCUGGCCAGAGAGGUGGGGGAUCUGCCUGCGAAUGACCCCGACCGGAAGCUCUCUCUGGUGGGCUCCGCUUUCUGGAUGGCCCCUGAAAUGCUCAGAGGAGAGCCGUAUGAUCGUAAGGUGGAUGUUUUCUCGUUCGGGAUCAUGUUGUGUGAGAUCUUAGCAAGAAUUCCUGCUGAUCCAGAGGUGCUGCCAAGGACAAAGGAUUAUGGGCUGGAUGUGCAGGCCUUUAGAGAGCUGGUGCAGGGCUGUCCAGAGCGGGUUCUGGAACUCUCCGCCAGCUGCUGCCAGAUGGAUGCUUUCCGGAGACCGUCCUUCUCUGAGCUUCUGGAUGAGCUGGAGGACAUCGCUGAGACUCUGGAGCCGCCAGACAACAACCUGUCCACAGGCUGAGCUCCACAAAUCCCUUCUAAAACAAAGCAAACCCCUGCACUGAAGGACUGAAGAGUCUGCGGCGGUGGACCGUGACUGACACUCUGUUCUCCCACGAGUGCCACAUACAGGAGAACGUCUGGUAAUUGAGGACAAAAAAACAACACUCGACUGAAUGUUCACUCAAUAAGCAGUUCUGGACGCCCUCCUUAUAGCGUGACACUGAAUGAAAGGCAGAAUUUGACCUUUUCUGUUUUUUUUAUCAUGUAGAUAAUAGUGUAAUUCUUUAGGGACCAGUUUUUUCAAUUUUAUUCACAUUAAAAAAAGACCAAAUUCAUUACAAACCAAUUCCUGAUUUAUCUUGGCUUCAGGAAAAUGCAAGUUUACUUUUUUAUUCCUGCUAAAAAGCAGGAAAUAAGUUUAAACCAAACCAGAGAAAUUAAGGUGCACUAAGGUGCCUUUUCGUUUUAGAAAAACAAACAUAUAUAUUCAUACUGGCAUUCGACACGCUCUGUUAUUUUCAUGCUUUAGUUGUUGUUCUGUUAACAUUUUUUUCCCAGUGUUAACACCAUUUGAUGAAACUUAAAAAAAUUGUCCGGCUCACACUUGUGGUUUGGUUCAUUUGAUUUGGACACAAAAAGAAAAAUCAUACAUGUAGAUAUUUAUUUAAACUGCCUUUUUUAAACCAUAUCAUACAAAGCAAACAAAUAAGAAAAUACUUUUAUAAUAUUUAUUUAGCAAAACAAAAUCUUAAACAACAUUCAAAACACUUAAUGCAGUUGUUGUGUUUGUAUUUAUAUUAUUUGAGACUUAAUGAAGAGCUUAUAAAAUGCGGAGAGUCAAAAGAGCACCAGGAGUUCCUCACUCAAAUGAACAUUUGCUGCUAGGAAAUACAUUUCUGAAUUUUCAAUGUGGAAUGUAAUGUGCAAAAUUAUGACCAUGAAAGGGAAAAAAUAGGUUUUUCUGUAAUAUAUGUCAUCUUUUUGGUCUGAGACCUCCUUUUUCCAUCUAUCUUGGUUUGGUGAUCCAUAUUUUAUACUGUUUUAAAAGAAAAUGCUAAGUGUUAAAAAACCCUUUAAUUAAUAAAAAUGGUAAUUGUAGAACGUGCACAGAUAGCUGAACAAUCAUACUAAAAUAAGUCACUAUAGUAUUCUAGUAAGGGCUGUAUAAUCACUGUUUUCUCAGGUUGUGUGGGUUUUGAAUAUGUGAAAUUCGUCAUGAUAGUAAAUGUUUGUAUAAACCCUUAUCAGAUGUUUAACUAGUGUUUCUUAACUAGAAUCUAUUUUGUUUACUGAGCUGUUUGUAAUACCCCCCCCCCCCCCCCCCCCGAUUUGUACGGUUAUAUUCAAAUGUGGAUUUAUCUAUAUUUCUACUGUAGUUUGUUAGUAACACCAAUAAAACAUUGAUUAGUUUUCAA